UUUUUAUUCUGGACGUCUCGUGACGUCAGGACGUCGUACGCUCCAUGUUACGUUCGCUAGACAAGAUGGCGGCGUUGUGAGCAGUCGACAAUUUUUGCCUGAUUUUGAUGUAUAUUUUGUAAAGCCUUCAGAAAGUACACCAAGAUGUCUACAGUGUUGAACCUCAGCAAUGAGGUGGUCAAGAUGAGGGUGGAGGUGAAAAGGGUGAAGGUGCUCCUCAUCCGGAAACUCAUCCGUCAGAUUUCGGUCUUGGAGAAGAAGAAAGGAAAUGAGGUGGACUUGGAGAGGCACCGCAGGCGAGCAGCGAGACUUCGGGAGGAGAUCCAUGAGCUGAAGGUUGUUGCACCAGACAGUAUCACCAAGGCUGCUCUGCAGAAGGACAUCAGCUUCGAGAAGGUGUGUCAGAAUAAGGAGGGCACCCUGUCCGAACGAGCAAUCGCCCGCAUUGCUACGCACCCACAGUUCAGCAAGAAAAUCCAGAGCAUAAAAGAAGCCAUCAAAGCCUUCAAAGAGGAGAGAAUAAAUGCAAGAAAGGCUGAGAAACAAGCAAAAACCAAUGCUGAAGAUGUCACACUGCAAGAUCAGGUACAAGAAGGCAGUGAUGAAUAUGUUGUGGGUUUAGAAAAAUCAGAUGAUGGAGAAGAGAAACUGACAGAGGAGGAGAGUGAGAAAAAUGCAGAUAAACAGCAAGAUGAGGCUGAUGGAUCCUCACAGCUGAGCCAGAAGACAAGUCUGGAGAUGUCAAAUGAACAAACUAAUCAGUGCCAGAAGGAACAGAUUUCAACAACCGAGAACUCAGCGGAAACAGUAAACAUCCCAGAUGAGAUGGUCAGGAUGAGGAAGGAGGUGAAGAGAACGAGGGUGCUGAUCAUCAGUAAGCUGACACAGAAGGUGGCUGCUCUGAAGAAGAAAAAGGGUCAGGAAUCUGAGGUGAAGGAGAACCAAGAGAUAGUGACGGGAAUCCUGAAAGAAAUCCAGGCUUUAAGGAGCCUUAAACUAGAUCAGGUGACUAAGACAGCACUUCAGGAGAACGCUGAGCUUGAGAAUGUUUUGCAGGACCCUCAGGCAAACCCACUGGACAGAGCCAUUGCACAUAUCAUCACACAUUCCCACUUCGUCAACAAACUCCGAAAGGUCAAAGAAGCUAUCGAAGAAGAAAGAGCAAAGGCUGCUGCAGCUGAACAGAAAAUGAAAGACAGAAAGGUCUUGGUUCAGUCAAAUAAGAAAGGUGAGGAAGAGAAGGAUGAUGAUGAUGAAGAGGAGGAGGAAGACAAUGGUGAUGAAGAUGACGAGGAGGAUGAAGUUGGGGAGGAAAAACUGAACAGUCUUUCCAUUGAAAUCCACAGAUCUGGCCUUGAAGAGCCAAUGGAGGGUACAAACUCUCAGACUGUAAAGUUGUCACCUUCCAAGGUCAACACUACACCUUUGGAAAAACCCAGAGAAAGAAUAAAGGCUGCUGAAACCAAACAGAAAAAGAAAGACAGACUGGUCUUGGUUCAGUCAAAGAAUAAAGGUGAGGAGGAGGAGGAUGAUGAUGAUGAGGAGGAGGAGAAGGAAGAAGAAGAAGAAGAAGAAGAAGAAGACGACAAUGGCGAUCAAGACAAGGAGGAUGAAGUGGGGGAGGAAAAAUUUAAUAGUCUUUCCAUUGAAAUCCACAAGUCUGGCAUUGAAGAGCCAGUGGAGGGUACAAACACUCAGAUUGUAAAAUUGACACCAUCCAAGGUCAACACAACAUCUUCGGAAAAAGCCGGAGAGCCCAAUGUUAAAUCAAAGAGUGCUGAUCUCACUUCUACAGUUGUUCAAAGUUCCCCUGAAAAGUCUUCAAAAGUAACCAGUACAGAGUGUAAGCUACCGAAGAACCUUGUAAAAUCAGACAAAGAAAAGGGUACCACCAUAAAUUCACAGAAGAAGCAGGACGUUCCUGAGGCCAAGAGGCCUGAGACAGAAGACGACGAUGAGGAAAGUGAUUUAUCGGAUGAUGAUGACGAGAAGGAAUACUUCGACGACAGCACAGAGGAGCGUUUCCGUAAACAAUCAUCUCAGUCUGAAGAGAGCGAUGAUGAUGACUUCUUCCUCGACAAAGUAAGCAAAUUCAAGAAAAGGAAAAAUUACCAAGGAAAAGUCAAGGAGAAAAAGGGUGAGCCUCAAAAACCUGACAAUCUACAGAAACCAAAGGGGGCCACCAGCAAACCUCACAGGCCAAACUUUGGCAACUUAAAAUCAGUUUUUUGUUCGACCUUGUCCAAAUCCAGCAUCUCCUCUUGGAACGUAAAGCAUGGCUCUUGGCAUGAUGGUCCAAGACCUCCUCAUUUUCAGAACCAAAGGAAAGGUCCUGAGGGCAAGAUGAAAGCAUCUCAAUACCAAGGCCCAGACCCAUUUAAUUUUAAACCCAAUACCCAGACAUUUAAAGUUUCAGGAGAAAGGCAAGGUGGACCUUCAGGGGUGGGGAGGGGAAAGUCACAGUUUGAGCAGCACAAGAAGCAAAAUCCCAGGGGUCCAUCAGGCAAUAUUUCAAAUCCACCUCAGCAUGCCCUUCAUCCGUCAUGGGAGGCCAGCAGGAAAAGAAAAGAACAGCAGUCACAAAUCACAGCAUUCCAGGGGAAAAAGAUCAAAUUUGAUGACUAUGAUUAAGCUGGACCUGCUCAGAUUCAUAUGGCACCUUUAUUUUUUAAAAAAUGUCUGCCUGUUAUAAAAAAUAAAAAAGCUUCCUUUAAGCUAUUUGCUGUUAAUUUGUAUUAAAACAUGGAGUUAAAAUGGAUUUAGUCUUUGGUUUUAUAAAAUGAAGGAAUGUUUAAAGCCUAUGUUAAUUUCCUGUUACAUCUCAUACAGUUGAAGUCAGAAGUUUACAUACACCUUAGCCAAAUACAUUUAAACUCAGUUUUUCACAAUUCCUGACAUUUAAUUGUAGAAAAAAAAUCCCUGUCUUAGGUCAGUUAGGAUCACCAUUUUAAGAAUGUGAAAUGUCUGGAUAAUAGUAGCAGAAUAACAGCUUUUAUUUCUUUCAUCACAUUCUCAGUGGGUAAGAAGUUUACAUACUUUUUUAGUAUUUGGUAUCAUUGCCUUUAAAUUGUUUAACGUGGGUCAAACAUUUUGGGUAGCCUUCCACAUGAUUCUCACAAUAAGUUGCUAGAAUUUUGGCCCUUUCGUCCAGACAGAACUGGUAUAAUUGAGUCCGGUUUGUAGGCCUCCUUGCUCCCACACGCUUUUUCAGUUCUGCCCACAAAUUUUCUAUCGGACUGAGGUCAGGGCUUUGUGAUGGCCACUCCAGUACCUUGACUUUGUUGUCCUUAAUCCAUUUUGCCACAACUUUGGAGGUAUGAUUGGGGUCAUUGUCCAUUUGGAAGACCCAUUUGCGACCAAGCUUUAACUUCCUGGCUGAUGUCUUGAGAUGUUGCUUCAAUAUAUCCACAUAAUUUUCCUUCCUCAUGAUGCCGUCUAUUUUGUCAAGUGUACCAGUCCCUCCUGCAGCAAAGCACCCCCACAACAUGAUGCUGCUCCCCCAUGCUUCACGGUUGGGAUGGUGUUCUUCGGCUUGCAAGCCUCACCCUUUUUCCACCAAACAUAACGAUGGUCGUUAUGGCCAAACAGUUAAUAUUUUGUUUCAUUAGACCAGAGGACAUUUCUCCAAAAAGUAAGAUAUUUGUCCCCAUGAGCACUUGAAAACUGUAGUCUGGCUCUUUUAUGGCAGUUUUGGAGCAGUGGCUUCUUCCUUGCUGAGCAGCCUUUCAGGUUAUGUCGAUAUAGGACUCAUUUUACUGUGGAUAUAGAUACUUGUCUACCUGUUUCCUCCAGCAUCUUCAAAAGGUCCUUAGCUGUUGUUCUGGGAUUGAUUUGCACUUGUUGCACCAAACUACGUUCAUCUCUAGGAGACAGAAUGCAUCUCCUUCCUGAGAGGUAUGAUGGCUACGUAGUCCCAUGGUGUUUAUACUUGUGUACUAUUGUUUGUACAGAUGAACGUGGUACCUUCAGGCAUUUGGAAAUUGCUCCCAAGGAUGAACCAGACAUGUGGGGGUCCACAAUUUUUUUUGUUUUUUUUCUGAGGUCUUGGCUGAUUUCUUUUUAUUUUCCCAUGAUGUCAAGCAAAGAGGCACUGAGUUUGAAGGUAGGCCUUAAAAUACAUCCACAGGUAUACCUCCAAUUGACUCCAAUUAGACUAUCAGAUUCUAAUUGUCUAAAGGCUUGACAUCAUUUUCUGGAAUUUUCCAAGCUGCUUAAAGGCACAGUUAACUUAGUGUAUGUAAACUCUGACCCACUGGAAUUGUGAUAUAGUCAAUUAAAAGUGAAACAAUCUGUCUGUAAACAAUUUUUGGAAAAAUUACUCAUGUCAUGCACAAAGUAGAUGUCCUAAACGACUUGCCAAAACUAUAGUUUGCUAAUAUGAAAUCUAUGGUGUGGUUCAAAAAUGAGUUUUAAUGACUUCAACCUAAGUGUAUGUUAACUUCUGACUUCAACUGUACCUGAAAUUUGGGGUUAUUUUCCAGUAUUAUUUUUAAGUUCAUUAAAUUCCCUGUGAAUUGCC
Messenger RNA from Myxocyprinus asiaticus (Chinese sucker), 4519 nucleotides. RefSeq names its product serum response factor-binding protein 1-like. Gene Ontology annotation, biological process: maturation of SSU-rRNA. Gene Ontology annotation, cellular component: 90S preribosome; nucleus. The record is from RefSeq and is a predicted model, not a curated record. The coding region runs from base 145 to 2631 and encodes 828 amino acids. The transcript has 3 exons. Lineage: Eukaryota; Metazoa; Chordata; Actinopteri; Cypriniformes; Catostomidae.